Molecule: messenger RNA, 411 nt
Organism: Entrophospora sp. SA101
Lineage: Eukaryota; Fungi; Glomeromycota; Glomeromycetes; Entrophosporales; Entrophosporaceae
Source: the annotation of a GenBank genome assembly
AUGCAAAUUUCUCUAAAACCCUUACCGGAAGAUGUCUCAUCAGACCAGCAGAAUUUACUCUUUGCAGGAAAAAAAUUAGAAGGCAACUUUGCUCUAUCGGACUAUAACAUUCAAAAAGAGUUCACACUUCAAUCGGUGAUUGAUAAUAUGAAAAUUUUCGUCAGAACACUCGCUGGUAAAGCCACCAUCCUUAAAGUCAGAUCAUUUGAUACCAUGGACGCUGUAAAACUAAAGAUUCAAGACAAGGAUGAUAAAUCUGAUUAUAAUACAAAAAGCACAAUUAGUAAUGAUAAUAGUAACAAAAAUGAUGACAAUAAUGAGAAAACCAAUUUUUCAUCAAAUAAUGAAUUAAAAAAUGAUGAGAAAAAAAAUAAUCUAACACAGUCAAAUGAAACUAUGGAAUGUAAUUAG